This is a messenger RNA of Peronospora belbahrii, 402 nucleotides long. The record is from the annotation of a GenBank genome assembly. NCBI's taxonomy places the organism in Eukaryota, Oomycota, Peronosporomycetes, Peronosporales, Peronosporaceae.
AUGCAUUUACGUGUUUGGAGUGGCUUUACGCAUGGAUAUCGUCACUGCCGAGACCAAGAGCGACGAAGAAGUAACUGUGCUCGCGCUGCUUCAGAAGAUAAGCGCAAGGCUGGACGGUCUGGAGCAACAGAUCUCAGCCAGUCCAAUCUCGAGCUCGAGCAAUACUCAGCACUGGCCCCAUUGAUUUUAAAUCUGCAAGAUCGUCAGCCUAAUGCAAGCGGUCUCCGUGAGGUAGCUCAGCAAGGUAAAUUGCUUGAAGCUUCCCGUUUGGCGCUUCAAGAUCUUCACCAAAGCCUGCUCAUACAGGCUGAGGAAAACCAGUUUGCUCGACGCAGUUUAUAUGCGCAUGCAGCUAGACACCAAGGUCACCACCAGCCGGCAGCCGCAGCAUGGAAUAGCUGA